AGGUUUUAGGCUCAGAUACUGCAAGCGCUGACUAAAAGGGUGUUGAACAUUGUUAAACCAUGGAUUGGUCCUGGCUGGAAGAUGCAGAACGCGUAGAAGAGCACUUGUACGCAGCUGGUUUGCGGUUGCACGACAAGUGGAUUUGCAGCACCCUUCUCCGUGACGAGGAGCCUUGCCAACAUUCCGAGGCGUCAUACAGCUGUGUGCUUUGCAACUUGCGGUGGCCUCAAGAACUUUUGUGGCCUGGACGGAUGAAACUGCGCACUUCCAAAGAGGAGGCCGAUGCACUGGCAGGAGGACUAAGUUUACAAGGGCAAGUUGUGGCAAGAUAUAUGCUUUGCUCAGGAAGAGUCCGCCUGCCUGUGAACACAUUGAUACUCAAGAUCUCGGAUGAAUUGGACCCGGUGAUCGAUUUCUUGCCUCCAUCGCUGUGUCCUGCAUGUUCUGCUACAGUUCAAAGGAAACCGCACAAAGAGGAUCAGGCCAUCAACUCCAUUUUAGUCAGAUCAUCCUCAGCUGACCUCAGUAAUGUACCCAUGAGAAUUGCACUUGAUGUUGCUCAGAAUGUCUUUUAUGGCAAUGAUCACGAGCACAUGAUCGUGGACGAAGAGAUGCUGCAGUUAGGCUAUGGGCACAUGGCCUUGCGACUGACGGUCCCAUCAACAGCAUCAGUCUAUAGUGCUUUGCGACUAGGGCUACCUGGGUGCUCAAUCGACUACUUGCCGUCAACACCCGCAAGAUUGACUGUUACGGUAUAUCCUGCCAGCGUACAUCUUCCACAUGCAAACUCUCCAAGUCUAAAUCCAAGCGAGGUGGCCCAGUGGCUGUCUUCAGUGGGAAACUGUCAUGUUGCUUCGUAUACCUCUGGUUGCAGUGCCCACGCAGUUGUUGCAGAGCUGGCCAGUGUGGGUUGCUGGCAUCGUGCAUUAGCUCUUAAUGGCGAACUAUGGCAAAGGACAGUGAUGAUAGUAUCUGCUACAGAGAACUUUGAAAGUCAUGCCUGCACACUUUCCAGCCGUCCAUCAACACGGCGUAUCAUGCUGUAUUGGCUGAGAGCUUUGUCCGGUCUUGGAGUGGUGGCAAAGCGAUUGGUCCUAGCUUUUCUUGGUGAUCCACCUGUCAUGGUGCCUAGCGACAUCGGGUCGCUUGAAGAUGCGAUGCGCGUAUCGAGAAACGUCAUUAUCGUCGGUGGGCAUUACACGCUCCCUCAGGGGCUGAAAAUCAGGUCGCCAGUCAACCUGAUCGGAGAUGGUCAAGUGUUUCUCCAUCUGGGGUCUCCAGUGCAGAUCCGAUCAGAGUUCGGCGCAGAACUUCGGAACUUGACUUUUCUCGGGGAGCAAACCGGAGAAUCAGACAAUCGUUCAGCAGUUAUUGCUGUUCAGUGCUCGUAUUUGGUAGCCAUAGGUCGUGGGUACAGGUGCUACUCGGACAUCACUCCAGUUGGAGGCAGACGAGCAUUUGCAUGCUGCAGCUGGGGCCGACCUUCAAUUACUCUGACAAACUGCACGAUUCGAGGAGGCCAUCAUGGGGUGGAUCUCCGGGGUGGCUGUGGUGUGCGUCCCAGAAUGGGAAAGAGUAGAAGGCCGAUACUAGCAUUUCCUGCGACUCAGUACCUAGAGGAUGGGCUUGACCUUGGUGCUUGGCUUGAGCGCAAUAGAAAUCAACACCAGGAAGUUGACAUGCCCAGCAUCGAGUUUUCAGGCAAAAGAGCCUAUGUUCCUGGUUGGAAGCAGCAUGUAAUGACAUUUGCACAGCUGAUUGACUGCGAGAUCUCCAACUCAGUGACUGAAGCAAUUAAUGCUUGGAGAGGUGCCCGUUUGGAAAUGACCCGCUGCUGGAUACACAACUGCGGCCAAGGGCUUACUGUCAGCCACUUUGAGACGCCUAGUGAUCUUGAACAAUUUAAGGAAUUUCAAUUGGCACCUCAUAUCUCUAUUCGAGAAUGCCUAUUUGAAGCCAUCGAAGGCAAUGACUGGUCAAGUGCAAUAUCCCUUGGACGCUUUAUGACAUCUGGAUUUACGAGAAGCCAAGAAUCUGAGUUGACCAAAGGAUUCAUGCCGGGAAGCAAAGGAAAAAGUGCAGGGCAGUAUUUUUUGGAGGCUGAGCUUUUACGGAAUACUUUGCGCUGUUGCAAUGCUGGGGUCAUUUGCUCGCGAACAAAUCUUCUUGCAAGAAGUAAUCAAGUGGAACAUGUCAAGUUCGGAGCAUUCCAGAUCUUCAAUGGCAAGACAAUUAUGGAGGAGAAUCAGAUCAAACAAUGUGCAAUUGCACUGACUGCAAGAUCCGGACUGUCUGCUGCUAUUUCUUGGGCCGCAAAGCUGGAACUCAGGUCAAAUUUGCUGCAGAUGUGUGAGGUUGGCUUGAGGUUAUCAUCUGCACGAGCUCAGCUGGAGGUUAAUCUUAGCCAAGAUAGUCUGAUUGGGCUUGGAGAUGGCAUCGUAAUCCAAGGCUCAACAAGCAAUGUGGAGAUGGAGGGAUGCCGGAUUGCCGAUUGCAAAAGAAUGGGUAUUCAUGCAUUCAAGGAAUCCAAUGUCACCUUACGCCAGUGUCAGAUUCUGCGGAAUGGACGCGGUGUCGUGAUUGCUUCUGGUAGCCGCGCUGAUAUUUCUAGAUCCUCUUUUGAGGGCAAUACUGGUUGGGCCGUGCGCUUCGAGGGACACCCAGACGACGACUUGUCACUGGGUUCAACUUCGUCUAUUGUCGGCAAUUCCUUUGGCUGCCCAGAGAAAGGCAAUGCCGGCCGAAAGCGGGUGCGGGUUGACACCAGGAGUGAGAUGGUCCGUUGUUUGGCAAAUUCCUCGCCGGGAGAAGGUCUUGUCGAGCCUGAGGUCAAGUUACAGAAAACUUCACAUUGCGCUGUACUUGCAGACGAGAUGGCGCAGCUUUCCCUCCAAACGGAGAUGUUGUAGCAACCGCCCAAUGCGAAAAGUGUAGAUUUGUACUUUCAUGGCGGAGCUGUCCAUUGAAAUCCAAGCAAUGGGACUCUGUUGUACAGACAUGUACAGACCAACACAUUGAGUCGGCCUUCAAAAAUAUGGUGUGCAGCAGUUAAGGGAUCCUGCCAGAACAACCAUUACACUGUCA
Durusdinium trenchii is the source of this 3084-nucleotide messenger RNA. The record is from the annotation of a GenBank genome assembly. Lineage: Eukaryota; Dinophyceae; Suessiales; Symbiodiniaceae.